CAUUUCUUUAGGGUUUUUCACUUUUUUCUGAGUCCCACCCAUUUUCCCCCCAAAACCCUAUCAUCCCGUAACACUGCCCACCACAGCAAAUGCCACCUCUAUGAGACCCACCCAAUUCCUCUCUGUCUCGGACGUCCCUACCAUGGCUUUCUCUUCCGGACUUCGCUUUUCCACAUUGCUCCUCCGCCACCGCCCUUCUCUCGUCCUCGCCCCCACGCGCCUUUCCUCCGGCCUCCGCUGCACCCUCUCUGACCUCCGCUUUCUCUCCAGCAACCGAGGACCAACGGCCAUCCGGCCGACGGUGGUGGAAGCGAGGCUCAGGGACGAGACGGGGAAGGAGGACGGCGACGACGUGCGAGAUGGGAACGGCAGCGUGUUGGUCAAGGGUAGAGUUGGACGCGACGGUGGGGAUGGUGGCAGAGUCGUGCCCUCCGAGCUCCACAAGGAGGCCACCGAGGCCUACAUGGCCUACGCCAUGUCGGUGCUCCUCGGCCGGGCUUUGCCCGAUGUUCGCGACGGUCUCAAGCCAGUCCACCGCCGUAUCCUAUUUGCAAUGCAUGAAUUGGGCCUUUCAUCACGAAAACCAUUCAAGAAAUGCGCUAGAGUUGUUGGAGAGGUUCUAGGCAAAUUUCACCCACAUGGAGACAAUGCUGUAUAUGAUUCCUUAGUGCGAAUGGCACAGGAUUUCUCCUUACGGUCUCCACUAAUCAAUGGGCAUGGGAAUUUUGGUUCGAUUGAUGCAGAUCCUGCUGCGGCCAUGCGUUACACAGAGUGUAGAUUGGAAGCACUCACAGAAGCAAUGUUAUUGUCGGAUUUAGAACAAGAUACAGUUGAUUUUGUACCAAACUUUGAUAAUUCACAAAAAGAACCUUCACUUCUACCUGCUCGGCUUCCAACUUUAUUGUUGAAUGGUUCUUCUGGGAUUGCGGUCGGCAUGGCAACCAACAUUCCUCCUCAUAAUCUUGGGGAGUUGGUAGAUGUUCUCUGUGCUUUGAUUCAUAAUCCUGAAGCUACACUACAAGAAUUGUUGGAAUACAUGCCUGGACCUGACUUUCCAACUGGGGGAUUAAUUAUGGGAAACAUUGGCAUCUUAGAGGCAUACAGAACUGGGCGUGGACGUCUUAUAGUAAGAGGGAAAACUGAUGUUGAAUUGCUUGAUCCUAAAACAAAACGAACCGCUAUUAUCAUAAAAGAGGUCCCCUAUCAGACCAACAAAGCUGCCCUUGUAGAGAAGAUAGCUGAACUCGUGGAAAACAAGAGUUUAGACGGCAUUAGCGAUAUUCGGGAUGAAAGUGAUCGAUCUGGAAUGCGUAUAGUCAUCGAGCUAAAAAGGGGAUCAGAGCCAUUGAUUGUCCUUAAUAAUCUUUACCGUCUCACUGCUCUUCAGUCUAGUUUCAGCUGCAAUAUGGUAGGAAUUCUUGAUGGACAACCGAAGCUGAUGGGUCUGAAGGAACUACUGCAGGCAUUCUUAGAUUUUAGAUGCUCUGUUGUCGAGAGACGUGCUAGGUUUAAGCUUUCACAAGCACAGGAAAGAAGACAUGUAGUCGAGGGUAUCGUCGUGGCGCUUGAUAAUUUGGAUGAAGUAAUUCAUAUAAUAAGGAAAGCUUCGAGCAAUGCAAUUGCAUCGGCUGGUUUAAGAAAUGAGUAUAAUCUAUCAGAGAAACAAGCUGAAGCUAUUCUGGACAUUAGCCUAAGAAGAGUCACCCUUCUUGAGAGAAAAAAGUUUGUUGAUGAAAGUAAUUUCUUGAUGGACCGAAUAUCUGAAUUAGAGCAACUUUUAUCAAACAAGAAGCACAUAUUACAGGUAAUAGAGCAAGAAGCAAAUGAACUGAAAAACAAGUUUUCUAGUGCGAGGCGUUCGAUGUUGGAGGAUACUGAUAGUGGCCAACUUGAGGACAUAGAUGUUAUUCCGAAUGAAGAAAUGCUUUUGGUGCUUAGUGAGAAAGGUUAUGUUAAGCGGAUGAAACCGAAUACCUUUAAUCUUCAGAAUCGUGGGACAAUUGGUAAAUCCAUUGGAAAGCUAAGAGUAAAUGAUGCAAUGUCAGACUUUAUUGUUUGUCAUGCACAUGACCAUAUCCUGUAUUUCAGUGAUAAGGGAAUAGUGUACUCAGCUCGUGCAUAUAAAAUUCCAGAAUGCACCCGGACUGCUGCUGGCACACCACUUGUUCAGAUCUUAUCUUUAACUGAUGGUCAGAGGAUAACAUCUGUUAUUCCUGUGAGUGAUUUUGCUGAGGAUCAAUUUUUACUGAUGCUGACAAUGAAUGGCUACAUCAAGAAAGUAUCUUUGAAUUCUUUCUCAUCCAUCAGGUCAACAGGAAUCAUAGCAAUUCAGUUGGUUCCUGGUGACGAGCUAAAGUGGGUUCGUUGUUGUACAAAUGAUGACCUUGUUGCCAUGGCUUCACUGAAUGGAAUGGUCUCACUAAGUUCUUGUGAGAUUAUUCGAACGCUAAGCAGAAAUACAAGGGGUGCAGUGGCCAUGAGACUAAAAGGAGAAGAUAAGAUGGCAAGCAUGGACAUUAUACCAGCCGCAAUACGGAAAAACGUGGAAAUGGUGUCAGAAGCUAACCCAAGAAGUGCUAAACGCCUCAAUGGCCCAUGGCUGUUGUUUGUCUCCGAAAACGGUUUUGGAAAGCGAGUGCCCUUGAGCUGCUUCCGUGCGUCAGCUUUGAAUAGAGUUGGUUUAAUAGGACACAAGUUUUCAGCAGAGGACCGUUUGGCAGCAGUCUUUGUGGUUGGAUUUUCCUUGUCAGAAGAUGGAGAAAGUGAUGAACAAGUGGUUCUAGUUAGCCAAAGUGGUACAGCCAACAGAUUUAAGGUUCGGGAUGUUUCAAUACAGUCGCGCUAUGCAAGGGGAGUAAUCUUGAUGCGGCUGGAUUAUGCUGGAAAGAUCCAGUCUGCGUCAUUAAUCUCAGCAACAGAAGCUGAGGUUGAGGAAGAAGUUGAAGCUGCUGCAGUCCAUGGCUAAGGAUAACUGUGAGAAUGUGCUCAUUCUAAUGCCUGCUGAGCGCUCAUGUAAAUGACGACCUAUGGAAGUAAAAUGUUGUUUAUGUGGCAAUUCCAUUAGUGGCUGGUUGUAGUACUAUUUUGUACAGGCUGUAAUUUUUCCUACCAUUUCCUUUCCGUUAAUAACAUUGUAGUUUCUCUCAAUUGCUCAAGUUGGAAUUUUUUAUUUUAA
This is a messenger RNA of Alnus glutinosa, 3175 nucleotides long. RefSeq names its product DNA gyrase subunit A, chloroplastic/mitochondrial. Gene Ontology annotation, molecular function: DNA topoisomerase type II (double strand cut, ATP-hydrolyzing) activity; ATP binding; DNA binding. The transcript is spliced from 26 exons. Lineage: Eukaryota; Viridiplantae; Streptophyta; Magnoliopsida; Fagales; Betulaceae. Gene Ontology annotation, cellular component: cytoplasm; DNA topoisomerase type II (double strand cut, ATP-hydrolyzing) complex; chromosome. Bases 101 to 2965 code for a protein of 954 amino acids. Gene Ontology annotation, biological process: DNA topological change. The record is from RefSeq and is a predicted model, not a curated record.